This is a messenger RNA of Rhincodon typus (whale shark), 1900 nucleotides long. RefSeq names its product ATP-binding cassette sub-family A member 2-like. The record is from RefSeq and is a predicted model, not a curated record. The transcript is spliced from 3 exons. Bases 33 to 308 code for a protein of 91 amino acids. NCBI's taxonomy places the organism in Eukaryota, Metazoa, Chordata, Chondrichthyes, Orectolobiformes, Rhincodontidae.
CAAUAGAGCCUGAGGCCUUGAAACAGGGGAACAUGAGCUCUCUGGGCUUCACCAGCAAGGAGCAACGAAACCUUGGCCUACUGGUGCACCUCAUGACCACUAAUCCCAAGAUCCUUUACUCACCUGUUGGCACAGAAGUGGACAAAGUAAUAGAAAAGGCUAAUGAAACAUUUGCCUUUGUUGGGAAUGUUACACACUAUGCCAGAGUCUGGCUGAACAUUUCCUCAGAAAUCCGCACAUUCCUGGAAGAAGGCAGGCUCCAGAAUCGCAUCAGCUGGCUACAGCAGUUUCCGUUUCAUUCCAAGUAGUGAAAUCUUGGGAGAGAACACAUUAAAAGACACCAGCAACCAUCCAGUACUUGACCUGUCACUUGGCCUGUCUUGAUGUUGAGAAUGGGUGAACUGGGGAUACUGUGACUAAACCUUCCGCAGUUGUGACGGAUGUUCACUUGCAAUUGCAAAUCCUUAUCUGUUUUACAUAUGGCCAUAUUUGCAAGUGUCCUGAACGACUACUGCCACCUCCGACCACCACCACCGGAGAAUCCUCAGCAAUACUAUCAUACUCUCAGUAAGCGUGCACAUACUCUCAUAACUUCCAAAAAGUAUUACCCAAAACGAACAGCCCAACUCCUGUCUGGUUCAGUCUCAAGUCAGUGUCCUGGUUUCAGGUCCUUCUCUAAGACCUAAGGGUAUAAUCUCAGCUGGCAUUCCACUGAACAUAGUGAAGCCUUAGAGGGAUUAUAAACAAGGAUGAGGAUUUUAGAGUUAGGUUUAUUGUCAAGUUACACAAGAACAGGAGUUCAGCGUAAAGUAUGCAAUGUCGCCGACACACAGCCCCACCUUAGGUACAAAGUAACUAGUUACAAAUCUUAGGUACAAUAAAAAGAGAAAAUAGAAAAAAAAAGUUACACUACAUCACAGGCAUAUACAGUAUAAGUUAGGAAAAUGAUAAAUAAGCUAAAAGGAUAGACAUUCCAGUCCUUCUGUAAGGGAUUUUAAAAUUAAGGCAAUGAUUACUUGAGCAGGAAAGGAAAGGAGGGAGGGAUGGAAGGACAGACAAAGGAAAGAAGAUAAGUAAAAGUAAGGAGGGCAAGAAAGAAGCAGCAAAAGAAAGACUGAACCAGCCUUCUGGUGCUUACCAAGACACCGCAGAGUACUUGUACAGUAACUGAAGUGUUCCUGAAGUAUAGUGACUGCUUUAAUGAACAUGUUGGUGAAGGCUAAUAAUGCAUUUCCAUUUCCUAUCAUAAGUAUUGCAUACUGUGAAGGUGACAAAACUUCCAAUGGACUGUAACAAAGAGCUGAGAAUUUGAAGGCAGGUUAAAUCACAGCAGUGACGAAGCAUCCAGCUUUCAUUCAUCUCAAAGAGAUCAACUGGUGCUUUACCUGCACUGAGGCACUCGGGAAAUGCGAAUAAAAGCACCAUGAGAUGUUAAACUAAGGUCAAGGAUUAAUUUAAAUGAUCCCAAAGCAUGAUUCAAAGAACAGCAAUGUUUUAUUUUCCCAUAGGGUCCACUCUUGGACAACAUUCCUUCUCAACCAAAACCAAAGAAAUCAUAUCAUUGUUUAUUUAUCCAGUUGCUGUUUGUGCUGUACCUCUGUAAUGCCUUUUUAAUAACAGUAACUAUAGUUGAUUGUCCAUGAAGUCAUUGGUUCAUCCUGCGGUAGUAAAGCUCUCUAUGCAUGCAGUCCCUUCAUUUCAUUUUAUUCAUGUAGCCUACACACAGCUCUGUCAGGGAUCUGCACUUUGUGAUUUUAAAGCAAAUCAAUCUCUGCAUCGAAGUCACAGCGAUACUAAGCGUAGUGCAAUGUUGCUGUCUAAAGAUAUGAUGAUGAUGCAGAGGUGGUGGUGUUGGACAAGGUCAGAAAUCACGCGACACCAGGUUAUAGUCCCACAGGUU